UUCCGGUUAUGAAAUUUCCGCUUUCAAAACGUCAAGGUAUCAGCUGAGACUUGACUACAAAUGUUUGAUUGUCAGUAGAAGAACGACUGAUAUAUUCCGAGACAAAUUAAUUAACAUUGCAAUAAAGCGACUUAAAGAAACGCUUUCAGAUGGAUGUUUGAGAACAGACUAGAGACAUGACGGAGCUCAAGGAGAAAGCUCUGGAUAGACUGAAAGCCAUCUUUCCCAACCAUUGUGAAUACAUUUUGUCGGACAUCAUCAACACACACGAGAGCCAUGGUGGCUGUCUGACGGAAGACAAGCUGGUUGUCCGAUGUGUCAACCAGAUCCUAGAAGGAGAACAAGCUGCAGAAAAGAGGCUAAAAUCUUCCAAGCAGGAAACUGCUAUAGCAGAGGCUAAGAAACAAGAAGAACAUGAACAGGUUGCAGACAAAAGGAUAAUAAAUGCCAAGAAAAUCAAAUCAGGAAAGCGUAAGAUAUGCGAGAGAAGAAUUACGCGAUCUGUGACGAGAAAAGAGAACUGCAGGAAAGCAGGUACUAAAGGACUGAAAAAGGGUCGGUCCAAAAAGACCACGCCUCCUGCCAGGAAAGGGAAUAAGGCCAGGCCCCCAACAGACUACAGGGAGGAGGAGCAGACUGUUGCCGAUGGCUCCCCGUCCACCUCCGCCAGUGACAAGUCCAGCAUUGCUGACCGGGACCCCCACCAUGAGGUCUCCCUGUCCCCCAAGAGCUCCAGCUCCUACGGUCUCUCGUCCAUGUGCCUUGAUAGCAGGGUCGACUCGAGCAAGAUUGGGCUGAAAAUGGGUCACGGUGAAGGUAACACCGCAACGUUAAUGAAAGACUGGUUGGCCAAAUGUGGGCCAAGCAAAGAUGGGAAGGAGGUCAAAGAUGGUGAAGAUUUAACCCACAAAAGCUCCAUUACUGGUGAUGAAGGGGAGACAACUCAGUCAUCCGCUGAUGGGAGGUUGACUCCGACUUUCUCUGACCGCUCCAAUUCCAGAGAUGGGGUGCUCAGUGAUAUUCUCGGCUCUGAAAUCCCGUUCUCCCCUGUGCUGUCUACUGCCGAUGCAUGUUCCAAUUCCGACCUGGAAAUAAUUUCUCUUGCGUCCACAGCUGGUGCAAAGUCUAGGGACAGUUGGUCUCAGGACUCCCAGUGUGAAGGUCAUGAAACUCAGUUGAUCAAAUGUGUAGCCACAAUAGACAAGUCUAUUGGCCAGAGUAGUGAGUGUGACAGUGUGGCUAAGAAAUCGGACAUGGACGUUGAGGAUGUUGCGGAAGAAGCUGCUGAUGGAGGCGCUGCGUCUUCCGUCGCCUACCCAGGCCCAAGUCACCAGAGUAUGAACACUACAGAAGACAGUUCUGAGAAUGAUAGUGUUAUUAAUAUAUCAGACAGUGUGGAUGGUUUAUCUGACAGUGUCAUCAACAUUCAAGACACACCAGUCAGGAAGGACAUCGGUGUGAUAGACAUUUCUGAUAUUGUUGAAUUGGAGUCACCCAGGCGACUACCUCAGUUGUUGGACUCUGGUUUCGGAAGCUCUCGGAAGGUUUCUCAUUCUUCAGAUGUGCCGCUUGACCCGCUUGACCUCAGUGUGACAGACAUGGACGAUACAGACACUAGCAAUACUGAAGAAGAUGCAGGUGAUGGAACUCAUCUGAAAGCUGUAGACAGGCUCCAGACGUCCGAUUCUGGGAAUCAGAUGAAACGUGAAGACGUCACUGACAUCCCCACAGCUGCCUCUUCUGAAAUCAUAAAGCAUGAAAGCCUAACUACCUCAAAGCAGCCUGGUUGCUUCAAAGAAACCAUGAACCUAAACGACCAAGUGUUGGUCUCAGAUAAUAUGAAAAUGGAGCAAGAUGUUCAACAGAGAAUUGCCAAGAAACCAAAUCAAGUUGCCGAAUCUUCAAAGACCAGUGGAAAAAGUUCAUCAUGUGUCAUAGUUGAGUCUGAGUCAGAAUCCGAGUUUUACAUCAGCUCCUCAGAGUCAGAUGACCUGGAGGAUUCCAGUGAGCAGAUGGCGUCUGCUUCCACGUCUGCUUCAGUGUCUGCUUCCACGUCUGCUUCAGUGUCUGCCUCCACAUCUGCUUCAGUGUCUACAUCCACGUCUGCUUCUUUGGGGCAAGAUCCUAGGCUGAAAGUUGCCGUUCAGAUAGCGCAGGUUUCAUCAAGUUCUCCAGACGUUGUGUUUCUGGGGAAGCGGGAAGCUCUCCCUCCUCAAGUCCUGCCCGUACAGUCCAGCCAAGCGGCGGCAACUUGUGACACUGUGAACUACAAGGAGCUGAAACAUAGGUAUCAGAGGAUGAAAAAUAUAAAGAAACAAUUUGAAUUGUUGCCUGAGAAAACAAAGGCAGAUCCUGUGUACUGUAAAAGGAUUCACGAAACCUGUGAGCAGCUGAAAAGGGAAAUACGAAAACAAAGACAUGCCCGGCGGAAAAAGGUAGAGAAAUAUAUCAAAUCUUUAAAAGUGCACAAAAUUGAUAUAGUUGAUGGUUCAACUUUACGGGUCACCAAUAAAAGAACUGACAAAUCAGCUGACCGAGGAUCUGUUCCAGCCUCACAUACUACAGAGGCACAUCAAGUUAAUAAUUCGCAAUCAAGUUCUGCGCUGUCUUUUAUGAAAAUAAUAGGAGAAGCUAGAAAACUUCUCACUGGAAAAGAUAGCACAGAAUCAAGGAGGCUGAGACCAUCUUCACAAAAGUCCCUCCUGCAGCCAUAUUUGUCACUCAACACCACAGUCACGACUUGCACCACAGUCACGACCUGCACCACAGUCGUCUCAAGACUGUUAAAUACAUUAAUCCCUCAGAAUGUGUGGAAUCCAUCACUGCCCAAUGUUGCGUCUGCUACCACAGGACCUAAAGUGGCAACAGGUACAACAGGACCUAAAGGGCUGACAAGUACCACGGGGCCCAAAAUUCUGGUGGGUUCUGAUGCUUUAGGUAGCACCUCUCCCUCUCUAGGCAUUCCUCCUGCAGUACUGGCAAACCUUACCAAGGCCCCGGCUAAUGUAAGCAAACCUCCAAGUGUAUCUCAUGUCCAAUUGAUAACUGUUCCUACAGCAACAACAGCCACAACAACAACAGCAGCAACACCCCCUACUUCAACAGCAAAGUCAAAGGAACUGGACGCAGAACUUCAGCAAGUGAUCUCCAUCUUCCCGGAUGUAGAAGUGAAGUGGGCCAUGACGAAACUAAAGAGCUUGAGUGCCAAGCAUCCAGAUGACUUCCUCCUACGCAUAUGCUCUACAAUGGCCGACGAUGGCUACCAACGAAACCAGGGCCAAUCAAAGAACAAGCCAAAAGGAAAAGGAAAAGGGAAGCACAAGUCUGUGAAUGUUCGAGGGACGCUUGGUAAAAUCAAGUCAUCACAGAGGUAUGCAGAUGUUUUGUCUGAAAUAGGAGAAGAGGAAAAAGUACGUCUUCAACGGAAACGUCAGUCCGAGGAGCUGAUGGAGACAGAAGUACCUCCAAAGCUGAAAAUUAUGACUGAUGGGAUAGCGACAGAAACAGUCUCAAAGGGAGACAACAAAGAUGAUGUUGAAGCAAGGGAGACAAAUCAGUCAGACACUGUGUUUCGCCUGCAAUGUGAAUCCUGCAGUAUGCUGUCAACUACCACUGACCUCAGUCAGUGUCGGGAGGGGCACCUGUUGUGUCGGGCAUGUAUAGAGAAACAGGUCAAAGUUGUCCUCUCUCAGGAAAUCGAGACCAUCAUAAUUUGCCCUUUGAAGGACUGCAAUAGUGAGAUCCGGUUAACUGACGCAAAGAAGGUCUUGCCACAGUUUGUGGUGGAUCUGCUUCGGGAGAAGAUAGAAAAACAGGAACGGCUCUGCAUAAGCAAGAUGGGCAAGGUUGUAACUUGUCCUGAUUGUGGUCUGAGUGUGAUGAUGGAUGCCUGGGACAAGCAGUUCCACUGUCCCAACACAGACUGUAUGCUGGCCAGUUGCCGGUACUGCAAGAGAGCGUGGAAUGAUGGUCGCCAUGACAACUGCACCCCACUCCUCUGUGUCCCUAGCCUUGAUGACUGCACCAAGUACCCCAGCUACUGGGACCCCUGCACAAUGGGGCCUAAUGAGGAUUACCUGAGGAAGAUUGUACCCCAUGAUUCUAUGGAGUUCAAUCUGAUAAAGGCCAAGUUCCUGAAGACGAUGCAGAACUAUACUAUAGUGUACCUGACCCGCAUCCAGAACCCUAAGCUGUGGCAGAAGUAUGGUCUGACCAGGUCUCACAUCCUGGAGGACUUCGGUCCGCCGAAACUCAACGAGAACCAUCUGUUCCAUGGCACUGACCCCACUGCCAUAGAUGCUAUAUGCAAGGAGGGCUUUGACUGGAGGCUGUGUGGUGCCCAUGGGUCAUCUUUUGGACAAGGGUCCUACUUUGCUGUUGAAGCCCACUACUCCCACAGCUACGUCCAGAACAUCAUGCACGGCGCCCACUACCACCGCAACAGGAGGAACGCUCCGUUCUUCCACGGCCACUACCUGCUGUUGAUAGCCCGCGUUGUGUGUGGACGCUACACUCUCGGCAACACCACCAUGAGGCGGCCGCCUGUCGACCCCAGUGACACCAAACGGAGACCCUUCAAUUCAACAGCCAACAGUAUGAAUCAGCCGGGGAUAUAUGUGACGUUUGAUAGUGCCCAGAGUUACCCAGAAUAUGUCCUAGAGUACAAGUCAUAAUGGCACUAUUUACAUUAGUUUGAGAGACCUCAGGAAGUUGUGUCAGUAAGCUGCUUACACCAAGUGACCCGGGGACUGCUAUGCUGCUGACUCUACUGAACAGCAAGACCUACGGCUCCAUGAUUCCCUCCAUGGGCUAACUCAAAGAGAUCUCCAUGGGCUGCUUCAAGGCACAGUGACUCCAGAGAUCUCCAUGGGCUGCUUCAAGGCAUGGGGACUCCAGAGAUCUCGAUGGGCUGCUUCAAGGCAUGGGGACUCCAGAGAUCUUGAUGGGCUGCUUCAAGGCAUGGGGACUCCAGAGAUCUCGAUGGGCUGCUUCAAGGCAUGGGGACUCCAGAGAUCUCGAUGGGCUGCUUCAAGGCAUGGGGACUCCAGAGAUCUCGAUGGGCUGCUUCAAGGCAUGGGGACUCCAGAGAUCUUCAUGGGCCACUUUAAUGCACAGGGACUCCAGAGAUCUUCAUGGGCUACUUCAAGGCACGGGGACUCCAGAGAUCUUCAUGGGCCACUUCAAGGCACAGGGACUCCAGAGAUCUUCAUGGGCCACUUCAAGGCACGGGGACUCCAGAGAUCUUCAUGGGCUGCUUCAAGGCACAGGGACUCCAGAGAUCUUCAUGGGCUACUUCAAGGCACGGGGACUCCAUUAGAUCUUCAUGGGCCACUUCAAUGCACGGGGACUCCAGAGAUCUUCAUGGGCUACUUCAAUGCACGGGGACUCCAGAGAUCUUCAUGGGCUACUUCAAGGCACGGGGACUCCAUUAGAUCUUCAUGGGCCACUUCAAUGCACGGGGACUCCAGAGAUCUUCAUGGGCUACUUCAAUGCACGGGGACUCCAGAGAUCUUCAUGGGCCACUUUAAUGCACGGGGACUCCAGAGAUCUUCAUGGGCUACUUCAAGGCAUGGGGACUCCAUUAGAUCUUCAUGGGCCACUUUAAUGCACGGGGACUCCAGAGAUCUUCAUGGGCCACUUCAAUGCACGGGGACUCCAUUAGAUCUUCAUGGGCCACUUCAAUGCACGGGGACUCCAGAGAUCUUCAUGGGCCACUUCAAGGCACAGGGACUCCAGAAAUCCUUGUGGGUUUACUUAACGCACAGUGACUCCAGAGAUCUUCAUGGGCCACUUCAAGACACGGUGACUGCAGAGAUCUUCAUGGGCCACUUAAAGACACAGUGACUGCAGAGAUCUUAAUUGGCCUCUUAAAGACACAGGGACUGCAGAGAUCUCCAUGGCCACUUAAAGACACAGGGACUGCAGAGAUCUUCAGGCGCCACUUAAAGAUACAGUGACUCUAGAGAUCUCCAUGGGUUUACUUAACACACAGGGACUGCAGAGAUCUUCAUGGGUUUACUUAACACACAGGGACUGCAGAGAUCUUCAUGGCCACUUAAAGACACAGGGACUGCAGAGAUCUUCAGGCGCCACUUAAAGACACAGUGACUCUAGAGAUCUCCAUGGGUUUACUUAACACACAGGGACUGCAGAGAUCUUCAUGGGUUUACUUAACACACAGGGACUGCAGAGAUCUUAAUGGGCCUCUUAAAGACACAGGGACUGCAGAGAUCUUCAUGGCCACUUAAAGACACAGGGACUGCAGAGAUCUUCAGGCGCCACUUAAAGACACAGUGACUCUAGAGAUCUCCAUGGGUUUACUUAACACACAGGGACUGCAGAGAUCUUCAUGGGUUUACUUAACACACAGGGACUGCAGAGAUCUUAAUGGGCCUCUUAAAGACACAGGGACUGCAGAGAUCUUCAUGGCCACUUAAAGACACAGGGACUGCAGAGAUCUUCAUGGCCACUUAAAGACACAGUGACUCCAGAUAUCUCCAUGGGUUUACUUAACACACAGGGACUGCAGAGAUCUUCAUGGCCACUUAAAGACACAGUGACUGCAGAGAUCUUCAUGGCCACUUAAAGACACAGUGACUGCAGAGAUCUUAAUGGGCCUCUUAAAGACACAGUGACUCCAGAGAUCUUCAUGGCCACUUAAAGACACAGUGACUGCAGAGAUCUUAAUGGGCCACUUAAAGACACAGGGACUCCAGAGAUCUUCAUUGGCCUCUUAAAGACACAGUGACUACCAGAGAUCUCCAUGGGUUUACUUAACACACAGUGACUCCAGAGAUCUCCAUGGGUUUACUUAACACACAGUGACUACCAGGGACAUACCAACCUGAUUCUGUUGGUGUGAAAAAAAGACUGUUGACAAGGAAACCAUUUGUUGUGUAUUGGUUGCUAUUCUGAACCUGAAUGGCAAUCACUUGUUGAAAUAUUUACAGACAACCAUGACUUACAAUGAACACUUUGUGUAGACUGUGAUAUCUUGAAACUCCCCACCAGCCCGACCACCACCUCGUGGUCAAAUAUAAAGUUCCUGCUUUGCGAUUUUCCGAAGGUACACAACUGAUGAAGUCACAUGUCUUGGUGGCGUUACAGUUGUGGUAACCAUGGUGACGAGAUCAUUGAACCGUGUAUGUUGUGUAGUGGGGGCUAUGCUGAACUGAAAUGGCAAUCGCUUGUUGGCUCAGUGAAACCAUGACCCAGAAACAGUGACCUUUUGUUGACUAUGAUUUUCUGAAACCAUCAACCAGCUUAAUGUCGGAUGGUUUCAAAGUUCGUUGUUAGGUUUAAAAAAAUAAUAGAAUAGGUCCUCAGGCAAUGACUUUUGAAAAUAUUGUGCAGGCAGGCAGUGUUUUUUUGUUGUUUUUGCUUGUUCAAACUAGUAUGUAAACCAAAUAAACAGUUGUGUACCAUCAGCCUGGGAAAGGGCCUCCCUGCAUAAACAAGCAUACAAACUCCUAUUGCCGCCAUGACCAUAACACUAGAUGUGCAGUAAAGCAGUGAGCAUGUAAAGAGAAGGAACCGCGUGCUAUAUUGGACCGCAUUGUUUUUAAGUUCCGGGUAUUAGGAUUUUUAAAAAUAAGAUAUAAAUGAAAAAAAAACAACGUGCGACAGACUUUAUGAUGAUGCGGCGCGGUGCCUGAGAACCAAGACUAUUAUUUUUUUUAGAUAACCGAGUUUGUGCAAAUAUCACUUCAUGCGCACCAGUGUAUUACGUCAUUCGGAUGUCAUUGUUGAUAUCAUUCAAAUCUUCUUGUGACGUAAGUCGGAAUGAUGUCACACUAGAAACAAUGUCAUUGAUGAAGAAUGUUGAUGUAAUUCGACCAUUGUGAUUUUCUAAGACGCCGAUCAUGAUCAGUGCUAAAGAGGAGCUCAAAAGGAUCUAGAAAUGAUGGGUGAUACUGAAAUUAUUACAUUCACAUGUGUGUCAUACUGAUCUUACAAAACUUAUGUAAGAAUUAAUUUAUUUCCCUCGCCCUCGGGAAAUACAAGAAUUCUGAUACUUUAUUCAUAUCAGCAUGACACACAGGCUUGUAUAAUAAUCUCUCUGUAUAUAAAUAUUUCCCAAACAGUUCUUUUCAUAUCUCAUUGUGAAAGUCAGCUUGUGGAACUACCAAACAAUCUUAAACCUUAAUGUAGCUUUUUGCAUCCAGAACAUCACCGUCGCCAAAUGCCUUUGUCAUGUGUUAGUAUUGUUAAAUAAUUUACAUGUCAAGUGCCAGCACAAUUACUGACUUCUGUGUUACCAGUCAGUUUCAAUAUGGAAGAUACCUGGGAGUGUACUACUUUCUUUGACACAAAUAUUAAUUUAAGAAUGCAGUGUUUUAGAAAAUGCAAUUAAAACCAAACAACUACAUCUAUGCAUAUAAGCUAUGGCCAUUUUAUCAGAGCCAAUUUAUCUGUUAUUUUCAGAGUCAGGUCUGCCUUCCUGUUUUGCUAUUGUUUGUAUUCUGGUGUCCCCCGCCGUGAUAUUGCUGGAAUAUUGCUAAAAGCGGCGUACAACCAUACUCACUCACUCACUCACUAUUGUUUGUAACCAAAAUAGGUGGUCUGGAAACUACCAUUGUUUUAAUAGUAUCAUUGUAAUGUCCUGCAUUAAGGUGUCGGGAAUUUUGCCAGUGUUUGCAGGGAUCUCAUCAAGUGCAAGCAGUGUUGAGGAAUGCCUGUGUUUUAAUUAAUUUAGCUGAAUGAUUAGAAAAGGAAAAAAAUAUUUAGUUAUUUUUAAGAUGUUCUUUAAUGUCAUCAUAUCCCAAUUAUGUAGAUCGAUGCUCAUGGUGUCAAUCACUGGAUUGUCUUUCCAGACUUGAUUAUUUACAGACCGCCACCAUAUGCUGAGUGCGGCAUUAACCAACAAACAAUGUUGGUAAUAUGUUGUUUGGUCUGUGAAAAUACAGUAAAAUAACAAAAAAAAAUUACCAAGAGUUACCCAACGGUGCUUUUUAAUCCUAUUUAUUUGUGAUAUGUAUGUAUGUGUGUGUGUGCGUGCGUGCGUGCGUGCGUGCUUGGUGUUUUACUUGUUCUCAUAGUGUUUAUCACAUGUUUCUACAGGAAACUAGAAAGAGCUCCUUGUAUAGCAAUUGCAGCUGUUGAUAGAAUGUGACAAGGUUAAUAUCAAAUCGAUGUAUGGGUGCUGUCAAAUUGAGAUUAUCUUUAAUAAAUAUAUAUAUAUUACGAAGUAUUUUCAUAUGUAUAUCUUUGUGUGCAUGUUUGUCAUCAAAAUAGUUGUUGUUUCCCAAUUAAUUAAGCGUAUAUUUGAAACUAAAAAUGUAAUUUAAAAAAAAAUCCCAUUUGCCUUUUUUAGCCUUGUCAUAGUGUUUGUAUGAUUUGUGUAAUGGAAUACUAUAUAUGUCACAGAUGCCAUCCAUUAUGAUUUUGGUGAGACGUUGAUAAAUUGCACCAAAUUCUGCCAAUAUGAUAAUAUGAAAUAUAUCACAAGUUUUGUCAAAAACAUCACCAGUGGUAUUGAUUAGUAUUGAUGUGUCAGAGUGGUUGUGCACAUCUUCCCGAGGCAAGUGAGUUAACAGACUAUAAAAGUCCAGUUUCCACCUUUGCCUGGCUUGAAUUCCUGGGCCCGAUUGUAGCGCCACCUGUGGCUAUUACGAGUUAUGUCCCUUCUAUGCUUCUCCUUUGGACCAAUCAGAUUCCACCUCUCGUAUCACUUGCAUUUGCUUGUAACAAAAUGGCGAUGCCCAGUCAAAACGAUCUGAUCGAUAAUCAGGAUCUAUAUUGUGAUAAAACCAGUCUUACAUCGCGAAGUGCAUCAACUCACGGGACCAUCUUGAUUAAGAACAUGAAAAGAUUUGGAAAAUAUCUGUUAGACAUGAGUUGGUGGUGCACAUGCUUUUCAAAUCCUGCAAUCAACCGAAAUCAGCAUGACAGUUUACGAACCGGAUUUCGAUUUCGUUGCGCGAUUUUGAUUGGACUAUGCAUUGACUCGUUAGUUCAGCCAAAAUGUAACUCCAUAAUACCAGCCUAGUUCAGCAAGCGUGGAAACUGGACUUUUAAAGUCAGUUAACUCUCUUGUCUGGGGAAGAAGAUUGGUUGUGGGUGAAAGCAGAAAGCAUGCUGGUAUGAAUCACAUAUGUUGACAUGACUGUGUAUGGCGGUUACAUCAUACGUUUAUUGAAACAAACUCUUCAUAGGGCUGGUUGUAAUAGCAUAGAAUGAAGGUUAUAUGAUUACUACCCAAAACUAAUUUAAUGUGAAUUUUGUUAAAUAUUGCUUCUAUUUGUCCCUGCUGAAAAGCCUACUUCUGAGGUUUGGUAAAUAAAUAUACUACUCCAAAGAUGUUAAAGAACACCAAAUGUUUUCAUAUGACUGAUGGUUGAUCUGACCUUGAUCUGAAUGCCUGUACCUUAUUCUGGUGAGAAUAUGAAUUAUUAAUGUUCAAGUUUGCAUGUUAUUUUCAUUUUUAGUAGCUGUUGUACAUCAUGUAGAUUCCUAUGUCGACUAUUUUUCAACCAAAUGUUGAGUUUACUUUAUAUACGCAUAUUAAGGCUGCAUAGUAAGAAUAAUGUGAUAGGAAGUGACUAUGCUGAGUGUUUCAUGAUUGAAUGUGUGUAUUUAGUAUGUGGGGACAUUGGCCCAGUAUGCAAAUUUCUGUGCUGAGUUGUAACCCUUAGGUGUGCAAGGAUCCUAAGAUCCCAGGUGUGCAAUGAUCAUGAUCCUUGGUCUGUCGGCACCACACCUUGCUCGUAGGUUUGACCAAAGUUGUAUACGCUUGAUACCUGUAUCCUGUCAGACUUUACUCCCACAUCAAGCUGACAUGCCGUGAUAUCAUUUCCUACCCAAGAGGCUGAAGUUGAAGCUUUUUUUUUGUGGCACUAAACUUGUUUCGGGGAAAAAUCCAGAUUGUACAAAUGUUUAAGACUAUUGUCAGCAUGAAGCUGAACAAAUGUAAGAAGUGUAUCAGCAUAAUGGAUCUGUGAUUUGAUCAUGGCGGUAAAAAGAAAAAUAUGUUGUUGUUUUUCAAUAAUGUUUGGAUACAUAAACUUUAAAAUGUUACAGCAUUUCUAUAUGGUGUUUUGAUAUCCGAAUUAGGAUAGCCUGAUAAUGAAAAUAUGUUAACAGUUCUGUAAGAAUUAAGAUCUUGUGAAAAUUGCAGUGUUUUCCUGAAGUAACUGCUUCUUCUCUCUGAAUGUUAAAAGUUGAUUACAUGAUGUAAAUAUUGUUCCUAUUAUGAUGUCCAUCAUUUGUUUUUGACACUGAAAGUAUACCAUGUUUAUAUUUGGUA
Haliotis rufescens (red abalone) is the source of this 11245-nucleotide messenger RNA. Its product is annotated as streptococcal hemagglutinin-like. NCBI's taxonomy places the organism in Eukaryota, Metazoa, Mollusca, Gastropoda, Lepetellida, Haliotidae. The transcript has 20 exons. The coding region runs from base 177 to 4673 and encodes 1498 amino acids. Gene Ontology annotation, molecular function: NAD+ poly-ADP-ribosyltransferase activity. The record is from RefSeq and is a predicted model, not a curated record.